UCAGUUUGAUUCAUUCUGAGUGAAGCGAGAAAGAUCUGUGUCACAGUCUGGUUCUUUUACAGUUCGAAAAGGGGCUGUGAAUUUGACCUUAGAGCCAAACGAAAUUCAGCUACUUGAAGAGGAAAAGAUUGUUUGAUAGAUGUUUUGUUUUUGAAUCAGUGAGCACUUGAGUCGGUAGCUUUUAUUGGCAUAGGUUGGAAAGUUGGUGGUGUAAAGGCAUCAACAGUACAUCAUCAAGAGCUGUUGUGCGAGGACAUGGAUUUAACAAAAGCUGGGGGCGUGAUAGCCUAUAUCAGCUCAUCAAGUUCAGCCUCCAGCCCGGAGUCAUGCCACAGUGACAGUUUUAACAGCAGCUACCAUUUUUCCUCCUCCUCACCUGCUUCCUCUUCCAACAGCCUUGAUGGACAGCAGGGCGACACAGCCACCCUUACUCAACCACAGGGUCCAUGCAUGGCAAAGACACGCUCGCCAUCUACUGCCAAAAGUGGCAUCACCAAGAUUAGUGGCCUGGUGCUGCUGUGUAAAGUGUGUGGAGACGUGGCUUCGGGAUUCCACUAUGGAGUUCAUGCAUGCGAAGGUUGCAAGGGUUUUUUCAGGAGGAGCAUCCAACAAAAUAUCCAGUACAAGAAGUGCCUUAAGAACGGCAACUGUCCCAUCAUGCGCAUUAACAGGAACAGAUGCCAGCAGUGUCGCUUCAAGAAGUGUCUGCUUGUUGGCAUGUCUAGAGAUGCUGUGCGUUUUGGACGAAUCCCGAAGCGGGAGAAGCAGCGCAUGUUGUUGGAGAUGCAGAGUGCCAUGACUAACAUGAUGAACAACAGCCAGCUCCAGGGCAGCAAUCCUCCAAUGCCCAGCAAUCAGACUCCACCCUGUCUCGCAAACCUUCCAUCAGGAGCACCCCCCCUGGCACCAUCUUCCUUCUCACCUGCUUCUUCACCUCAAAGCAACCAGUCUGAGUCAAGUACUGACCCUGAGUCCCUACUCCAUCCCAUGGACACAAGCCAGAGCUCAGACUCCACUGCCACAGACAGUGGGGAAGAAGAGGUCACUGGCAGAGGGACCAGGCCAAACCAGGAAACCCAACGGAUAAUGGACGAGGCACAGGAUGUGUGGAACCGUCACAACAACAUUGCUACAGUAAUGCUCCAGCACCCACCUUCGAGCUGCACUCCUCAUAAUCAUCAACAUUUACCACUGAAAGACAAUUUGCUCAGCCAGUGCCCUGUCAGAGUGAGCAAGUAUGCAUCAAGUGGGCAGUGCCAUGCUCAAAUGCAUUACGCUCAAACCAGUAACCAUUGUCCUGUGUCUGGUCACUCAAUUCAACUGCACAAUGAAAAUAGAGUCAAUGGAACCUUUGCUGGAGCAGCAUGGAGUGGAGGCAACAGGAUGCAUCUGGUGUGUCCCAUGAACACUUCACCAUAUGUGGACCCAUAUAAAUCAGGCCAUGCUAUCUGGCAGGAAUUCUCCAUGAGCUUUACACCAGCUGUUAGGGAGGUGGUGGAGUUUGCCAAACGCAUCCCAGGAUUUAAAGAGCUUUUGCAGCAUGACCAGAUCAGCCUGCUCAAAGCUGGUACUUUUGAGGUGCUGGUGGUUCGUUUUGCCUCUCUGUUCAACAUGACCGAGCGUACUGUGACCUUUCUGAGUGGGAAGAAGUACAGCAUAGAUGCACUCUUCUCCAUGGGUGCAGGUGACCUUCUUAACUCCAUGCUAGAAUUCAGCGAGAAACUGCGCUCACUGAACCUCAGUGAGGAGGAGAUGGGCCUCUUCACCGCUGUCGUGCUUGUCUCUGCAGACCGUUCCGGCCUGGAGAAUUCUAAAUCAGUGGAAGCACUGCAGGAGUCACUGAUCCAUGCCCUGCGCAGCCACAUUACACAAAACCACCCGGCCGAGAGUGGCAUCUUCACAAAGCUGCUUCUUAAACUGCCAGAGCUGCGCUCAUUAAACAACAUGCACUCAGAGCAGCUACUGGCCUUCAAGGUCCAGCCAUGAACAGCGCUCCUCCUGCUUCUGUAACUGUGGAUCCUGCUCUCCCUUCACCUCCCUUCCUCACAUACUGCAAAUCUAGAGUACUCAUCUAAUCUGUCAGUGUGCUUUCCACCUCCAGAAUUGGAGGAUUGGGGGCUGAUGUGAAGGUGCAGAGGAGCAGCAACUUGAGCGGUUGUAAUAUAGGUGAGGUAAAUACUUAUUUUGUGGUAAUGCAAAACGGAUCACAAUGAUUGCUUGAAGAUGGACUAUGGGGUGUAGACAUUUUUCAGAGGCACCUUCUUGAACUUCUUCGACUUCAAAUGUUGAACUGUGCAAUAUGUGAACUAUGUUUACUGUUUAGUUUUUUGGUCAGUUAAUGGUGUCAGAGAUGAUGUGUCAUAUAGAAUAGGGCUGUUAUUAUACCUCCUCCUCCUUUCUAGGAGGAGUGAUUAGGGUUCUCUUUUUUAUUAAUUUGGGGAUAGCUUACUGGCUUAUUGAACAUAAAAAAUAUUAUAAUCACUUCAAAGCAAAAGACCAAAAAUUACAGAAUGUCUUACCAGAAAUAAUAAAUGUGUACUGGGGGCCAUGCUUUUGGUUAACAGCAUUUUAUUCAUUGUCAGCUAGGGGUAGCCAGAUACACCUAUUACCUAGACUAGUCAACAGCUACCGUUCCUUUCAAAAUAUUGCUUUCAAGUUUUUUCAUUAAAAAAGGGGAAAUGUCCAGUUCCCAAUAUUUAAUUUGUAUUAAAUCAUUUGAAUGGGUGCUAAAAGGUUUUGCAUUGCCAACUACUGGCAUGUUCAAAAUUCGCCAGAGAAACCAAGCAGAAUUUUGUAAAUAGUGCCAAACUUUGAAUUGCAUAAUGAUUCUUUGACUGGUGGCACAAGUACUCAGGUGUGAUUACCAUCAAGAGGUUUGGGUUCUUAACGUUUAUUCACAGUUGAUCAAAAAUGCAGUCAGUGCUCGCUAACCCUAAUGUACUGUUCAAUAUUACUAUACAAUAUUCAAUAAAAAUGUACAAACGUUUGCUGUUGGUGAGGAGGUAGAAUUAUAAAUCAUGUGUAAAAGUUUAUGUACACAUGGGACCUGAUUUGGUUCUCAAAAUUUGGCUAGCAGAGACAUAAUACAUUCCCUAAUUCUUUAAGUUAGUUGAUGCUCAUAUUCUGUCACAUGUUCUUUAUUAUUGCGUCAAAAACAAAUUCACUUUAAUGCAUAAUGUUGUGUGGAACAGGUGUACGGUAAUGACACCAGGAGAGAGUGGAUUCUUCUUUUCAUUAGCUGUGCCCAACACAAACUUGUAUGGUUUUUGGAGAAUGGUAAUGUCAGGGUUUCCAUGCCUCCUCACUUAAACAAAAUGCAAUUAAAAGAAAGCUAGUUAGAUGAGUUCUGUUGGAACUUUUUUCUGCAGUAAAGUCAGCCAUGGACCAGAGGAAUAUGUGAGAAGCUGCCAUAUUAAAGCAUUGUAAAAUAAAAGGUGGUGAAAUGUGCUGUGCCCCUUUACUCAUCUGAUAGAGAUUAGGAUGGUUAGCGGGUAUUUUUCUCUGUGUUCUAGCUAAGUAUUUGUAGCCAAUUUAAAAACUACCUUUUUUGUUUAGUCUACUGAUGCAGCCGUGUAUGUGUUGCGAGUGAUUGAACUAUAUUUGGUAGUAUAAAAAUCAAACGCUCUGGCAGUGUUUCUGUUUAUUGGGCAAACUUGAGACGCUUGCAUGCACUGCCUGACGUUUACUUAUGGGACCCACUUGAAAAUUCAAGAAAUUUACUCAAAUAACUGACAGUAUCAGUUUGUAUCAAUGGAGCAGUUUUUUUUUUAUCAAAGCUAACUAUAAUACAAGGUUUUGUGUAUUUUGGUAAUGGUUACAUUAUGAAAAGUAGGGCAUUAGUCCUUUUAUGUGUAGUGAUUUCAGUCUGCUGUGCUCACUGCAAUUCUGGGUCUAUUUUCUUUUGAUUUUGGUCAAGUCUGUUGGUCAGUGCACCUCUGUGUGGUAGGUCUUUGAUUUCUUUUUUUUCUUUUUUUGAUCAGCUGUGCAAUCAGCUGUGUGUUUUUACACACAAGCAUAUCACAAGAUAAACUGAGAGGGAACUUGGAGCUAUCAGAAUGGACAAACAUGACGAAACUGUUUCAUGGUUUGACUGAAAUGUCAAACGUACCUCAUAAUGAUUAAUGAACUGUUCAUCAGACAUGAAUGUAUUUGCAGUGAUGGAUAUGCCAGCAAGAAUGUAGUGUACAGUCAGAGUGGUUUUGACUCCAGAGAGCCAGAUUUCAUCAUAGUCUGUUCCCAAAAGUCCUGAUAGCAUCUAUGUUCCCUCUCUCUGUUUUCAUCCUGCAGGUCUGUCAGCACUGGAUUGUCAAAUUCUGAUGUGUAUUGUUUUUAUUUUGUGAAAAUAUUUCUUUGUGAAAUAGAUUUAUAUAUGUAAGAUAUACAAGUAAUAAAUAAAGAAAUAUAUAUUACAUAUAAAAUAAAACAAUUAAAUGAAAA
Messenger RNA from Trichomycterus rosablanca, 4437 nucleotides. It is a transcript of the gene nr1d2b, whose product is annotated as nuclear receptor subfamily 1, group D, member 2b. The record is from RefSeq and is a predicted model, not a curated record. Lineage: Eukaryota; Metazoa; Chordata; Actinopteri; Siluriformes; Trichomycteridae. Gene Ontology annotation, biological process: regulation of transcription by RNA polymerase II. The coding region runs from base 256 to 1986 and encodes 576 amino acids. The transcript has 8 exons. Gene Ontology annotation, cellular component: nucleus. Gene Ontology annotation, molecular function: zinc ion binding; RNA polymerase II cis-regulatory region sequence-specific DNA binding; nuclear receptor activity.